Messenger RNA from Phyllotreta striolata, 1522 nucleotides. The record is from the annotation of a GenBank genome assembly. NCBI's taxonomy places the organism in Eukaryota, Metazoa, Arthropoda, Insecta, Coleoptera, Chrysomelidae.
UGAAAAUUUGUUUUACAUUUGUGGUGUGUUUUGGUUCGGUUUUUGUUGUUUCCUUCGUAAACAAACAGUAAAGUAAGGAAUAAAAAUGUUUCCCGAAGAACCAGUAACAGACACAUUAAAUAAAUGCCGAAUAUGCCUCAGGUUUGAACCUGAUACAAAAGCGAUUUCGUUUUUUGAUGUGUAUUUUGAAGAUCUGAGCCUAGCUCAAGUUUUUGCAAAUAUCACUUCUUACGAGGUUAUUGAAGACGAUAGACUCCCGAAAAGCAUUUGCAUGACCUGCAGAACAGCCAUCAUUAAUUUCAAUAACAUGAUAUCAAUUUUUCAAGAAACCGAGGUAUUUUUGAAAAAGCAGCUUUUUAAGGAGGACGUUUUGGAAGAGAUUACUGAGAUAUCGAAUGCUGAAAAUGAAGAUUUAAUUUUGACUGAAAUAAAUAAUAUGGAAAGCAGUCAUGAUGCUGAUAACAAUGAUGACCACUUUGAUGAUGAUGAUAAGACGAAUAUCGAUUAUGAAGAUAUUUCUGACAAACAAGCAGAUUCUAAAGAUUCGGAAAUGUUAGAAGUCAAAAAAAGGCAGAGUUUUGUAUUCCCAGAAACGCUGUCAAAUAACGGAGAAUACAAAUACGUUAAUACUGUUAAGUACACUUGCGAAUGUGGAGAUUGUUUUUUAUACAAAAUAGGUUUUCGUCAUCACAUGCAAUACAGACAUAACAUAAUUGUUGACGAUAAUGAUUUGCCAAAAUACGCCGAAAGCAUUACCCUAACAAUUCCAACUGGUUUUCCAAAUUAUGUCGAAUAUGUUUCAUCAAAAACCGUCGUUAAAAGGAACAAGCUGCAAUGCAGAAUUUGUUCUGUUGUGUUCUCCACCAAGGAAGAAGUGAAAGCUCAUGAAGAAGACCACAAGACGCACAUUUGCGACCAAUGCGGAGCCGCCUUCCUGAAAAAAUGCUACCUUCAAGAUCACCAGUUAAUGCAUUCAGAAGACAGACGGUACAAAUGCAAAGUUUGCUUCAAAGCUUUCAAACACCGCCACAGCCUGAGUGUUCAUAAACGAAUUCACGACGACACUAAAAGUUUUGUGUGCGAAAUUUGCGGAACGGGUUUCUCGCAACGAACCACUUUGGUAACGCACAAUUUACUGAAACACAGCAACGUUAAAAAUUUCCCUUGCCCCAGUUGCAAUUUGAGGUUCAACCUAAAAUCCACUCUAAACAAACAUUACAUUAGAAAACACACGUUUAACAGGGAGAAAAGUUUCGUUUGCAACAAGUGCGGCGCGGCCUAUCUGAACAAAACCACUCUCACAAGACACAUGUCCGAUAAACACUUAGGCAAAGCUAAGUAUUUCCCUUGUACAAUUUGUGAAAAUAAAAUGUACGUUAUGAAGAAAGGUUUACGUUCGCAUAUGAUGAAAAAGCAUGGGAUAUUCGAAUGAAAAUCGGAUGGUGCAUGACUUAAUUAAAUCGAGUACAAAUUCAAAAAAAUAUAUUACGCAAAAAUUAUGUUAUGUACGUUUAUAAAGAAA